UGCUUCCCACAGUCCCAUUUUCUCUGAUUUCCGUAUACAUUUCACAAGUCCUCACUUAUAACCAAAUGCCAAACCAUUUUUUCAAUUUUCUUUUUUAAUGUGAAACUCUAAACCCCAUAAUUUUCGAGCGAAAAAAAAUUUUUUGCGGAAGAAGAAAAAAAAAUGGUGGCGGUGGCAGACGGUUGUGGCGGCGGAGGUUUCUCGCCAUUUCCGAACACACAGUUCCCCAGAAUCUCGACCGAAACCGAAGAAAACGACGCCGUCGAAGCGGAGAAAGAAGAGCUUGUUCUUCUUCCCGUCAAGGAAGAGAAAACCGCCGCGUCUUUCGACGGCGGCUCGUCGUCGUCGUCUUCUCCGACGGCAGGGCUUCCUCGGAGUCCGAGCCCUCCGCCUCCUCCGGCGAGCGUGGACGAAGAGGCGGCGACGAGAGUGGUGAAGAUAAAGGAAGAGAGUGUGGAGCUUUUCGAGGAAGUUGAGGAAGAUUUCGUUAAUGGAGGUUGUGGGUGUUCGUCGACUUCGUCGCCGGCGGUGUCUCCGAGGCCGAUGGAGGGACUGCACGAGGCGGGCCCACCGCCGUUCCUGAACAAGACGUUCCAAAUGGUGGACGACCCUGAGACCGACUCCGUAGUGUCUUGGAGUGAAGGCCGUGAUAGUUUUGUGGUUUGGGAUUCUCAUGAGUUUUCCAAGAAUCAUCUUUCUAAGUAUUUCAAGCACAGUAAUUUCUCAAGCUUCAUUCGCCAGCUUAACACUUAUGGCUUUAAGAAAGUUGAUCCGGACAAGUGGGAGUUUGCAAAUGAAGGGUUUCAAGGAGGGAAAAGGCAUUUGCUAAAGAACAUCAAGAGAAGAAGCAAAUACAACAAGCAGCCACAGGGAACACUAGCCUCUUCUGAUUCGGCGAAAGCCGGGUUGGAAUCAGAAAUCAACACAUUGAAGGAUGACAAAAACAGCUUAAAAUUAGAAAUCCUUAAAGUGGGGCAACAACAAAAGGACUCACAAAAUCAGCUCACUGCUGUGGAAGAGCGCAUUAGAUGCGCGGAAUGUAGGCAACACCAAAUGUUAUUGUUCCUCACAAAAACCGUCAUAAACCCAACUUUUGCGCAACAACUGAUUCAGAUGAGAAGGCAAAAGAGAGAGCUUGAUGGGGUUGAAAUAGCCAAGAGAAGAAGAAUUCUCUCCACCCCGGAUCCCGAACACGUCGCGAUGCAAUCUAUUCUCACUGAAAACUUGACAGACACCGCUAAUACAACUACUACUACUAGUACACAGCCGCCAAAAGAAUUAAAUUUUCCAGCUACAAUGAAUGGUGAAUCAUGUAGCGCUAUUCAGGAUAUUCAUGAGGAGGCUAAGGAGAUGCGUGGAGCAAGUUUGGGUUCAGAUAUGUUCUCGGCUUACAAUGUCAUGUCGGAGAAUUUGCUAGAUGACAUUUCAGUUCUUGAGGAAGAGAUGUCUGUAAAUGACUCCAAGUUUUACCAUGAAUUGGAGGAUUUGAUAGAGAAGCCGCGGGAUUGGGGUGGAUAUAUGACUAGUCUGAUUGAGCAAACUGGUUGUAUUGGGUCCUUGCUUUGAGCUCAAAAGGUUGGGGAAAAAGAUUUGAGCUGAGGAAGAAGUGACAAGGGUAUUUUUUGACCAAAUCCAUUUUGGUUAAAGCAAUACUUUGAAAGUGUUUGAUAUGUUCAUCAUGAAUAGGAAGGACUUUUUAUUUUUUUUUUUGGUUGCUUUUAGGAUGUGGGUGAUUUGCACUUUGCCCAUUUAAAAUGUCUUGCAAGUUUCCUAUCUUGUAUACAGGAAUUCCCACAGCAUGAUCAUGCAUACUAGUUAGCAAGCAUCCUAGUUUGUGAAUAUGUAUAUACAUAGACACACGUACAUGUUUAAUAUCAUCGUUCAAGUUUAGUUCUCGUCAUGGUUAAUGGUGAUUUCUGCUUUCUGAGUGAAAUCCUAUUUGGUUGGUUUAAUAUAUGA
Morus notabilis is the source of this 1959-nucleotide messenger RNA. RefSeq names its product heat stress transcription factor A-2. The transcript has 3 exons. Gene Ontology annotation, biological process: regulation of transcription by RNA polymerase II. The record is from RefSeq and is a predicted model, not a curated record. Gene Ontology annotation, cellular component: nucleus. Gene Ontology annotation, molecular function: RNA polymerase II cis-regulatory region sequence-specific DNA binding; DNA-binding transcription factor activity. Bases 163 to 1566 code for a protein of 467 amino acids. Lineage: Eukaryota; Viridiplantae; Streptophyta; Magnoliopsida; Rosales; Moraceae.